Aegilops tauschii subsp. strangulata is the source of this 1402-nucleotide messenger RNA. RefSeq lists its product as uncharacterized. Gene Ontology annotation, molecular function: DNA-binding transcription factor activity; DNA binding. The record is from RefSeq and is a predicted model, not a curated record. Gene Ontology annotation, biological process: regulation of DNA-templated transcription. Lineage: Eukaryota; Viridiplantae; Streptophyta; Magnoliopsida; Poales; Poaceae.
UCUAUUAAUUUGACCCUAUAUCUGGCUUGCUCAUUCUGCGGUAGUGUUUAAACAUCUAGCUAGCCUUACGGGUAUAAAAAGGUGGGCAACUUCACCCUAUCCCAUAGCACUAGACCAAACAACACCUAUACUCCAUACUACCCUUCAUUCACCUGAUGGAGGAAGUGUUUCCGUCAAACUCCAAGAGCAAGGCAGGUCAGAUGGCGGGGGAGGCGAUAGCGGGGGCGGAGAAGAAGCCUCGGCCAAAGCCAGAGCAGAAGGUGGAAUGCCCUCGGUGCAAGUCUGGCAACACCAAGUUCUGCUACUACAACAACUAUAGUAUGUCUCAGCCCCGCUACUUCUGCAAGGCCUGCCGCCGCUACUGGACCCAUGGUGGCUCCCUCCGCAACGUCCCCAUCGGUGGUGGCUGCCGCAAGCCCAAGCGCUCGGGGACCUCCGACGCCCACAAGCUCGGCGUGGCCUCCUCACCGGAACCCACGACUGUCGUGCCCCCCUCGACCUGCACAGGGAUGAACUUUGCGAACGUCCUCCCGACGUUUAUGUCUGUUGGUUUUGAGAUUCCAAGCAGCCUUUCCCUAACCGCCUUUGGGUCAUCAUCGUCGUCCAACACGGCGGCGAUGAUGUCCCCUGGUGGGACGACGUCGUUUCUAGACGUGCUAAGAGGGGGUGCAGGAGGGCUUCUUGAUGGCAGCCUCAGUCAGAACAAUGGCUACUACUAUGGUGGGCCAGCCAUUGGAUCAGGCAAUGGGAUGCUGAUGACGCCGCCAGCGGCGUCAUUUGGCAUUCCAGUUCCGAUGCAGCAGCAUGGCGAUCUCGUGGUUGGUGGAAAUGGAAUAGGUGCCGCAACUGCUUCAAUAUUUCAAGGGGCCACUAGCGAGGAAGGAGAUGACGGCACGGGGGGCGUGAUGGGGCUCCAAUGGCAACCACAGGUUGGCAAUGGUGGAGGUGGUGGUGGUGUAUCAGGAGGCGUGCAUCACCUCGGGACUGGGAACAAUGUGACGAUGGGCAACAGCAACAUACACAACAACAACAAUAACGACAGCGGCGGUGAUGACAACAAUGGUGGGUCAUCGAGGGAUUGCUACUGGAUCAACAAUGGAGGAUCAAACCCAUGGCAGAGCCUCCUCAACAGCAGCUCCCUGAUGUAAGUGCAAGAAGAAAAUGGGAAAUGGAGGUCAUUGAAUUGGUGAAGUGGGUCAAUCGUUUUCUUACUAGUUUCGGCGCUUCUUCUUCUUUUACUUGCUUGACUUAUUUCGCUCCAUCAUUUUCAUGUUUUGUUUAAGUGGGGAUUGUUUUGUUUAUUUGAGUGAAACUCCAGACAAUGUGUGUCAUCUGCGAUGCUUAAUUAAGUAUUGUUUGUUUCAUGACAUUAGUAAUUGAAGGAUUUAUGGUUUAAGCUUUA